Messenger RNA from Lampris incognitus (smalleye Pacific opah), 2441 nucleotides. RefSeq names its product actin-related protein 2/3 complex subunit 3-B. The transcript has 7 exons. The coding region runs from base 116 to 649 and encodes 177 amino acids. Gene Ontology annotation, biological process: regulation of actin filament polymerization; Arp2/3 complex-mediated actin nucleation. Lineage: Eukaryota; Metazoa; Chordata; Actinopteri; Lampriformes; Lampridae. Gene Ontology annotation, molecular function: actin filament binding. The record is from RefSeq and is a predicted model, not a curated record. Gene Ontology annotation, cellular component: Arp2/3 protein complex; cytoskeleton.
ACAUAACGCACACUUCCACUUCCUGUAUACAUCGGUAGGGUGUGACGGGCGGAAGCGACACCCUGCAAGCGCUAACAUUUUCCUUCGCCCAACGGAAAGGCUGAUCUAGUCCAAGAUGCCGGCAUACCACUCGAACUUGAUGUGUGCCCCCAACCAGUUGGUGGGAAAUAUGGCGUUGCUUCCCCUCAAAACCCAGUUCAAGGGACCAGCUCCAAAGGAGGCGGACUCAGAUAUCAUCGAUGAGGCCAUCUACUACUUCAAAGCCAAUGUGUUCUUUAAGAACUAUGAAAUUAAGAAUGAGGCUGACAGAACAUUGAUUUAUGUUACACUGUACAUAUCUGAGUGCCUAAAGAAGCUACAAAAGUGCAGCUCUAGGGGCCAGGGUGAGAAAGAGAUGUAUACUUUGGGCAUCACUAACUUUCCCAUUCCUGGAGAGCCCGGUUUUCCUCUCAACGCUAUGUAUGCCAAACCUAGCAACAAGCAGGAGGAGGAGACUAUGAGGGCGUAUCUCCAGCAGAUCCGACAAGAGACUGGUUUGAGGCUAUGUGAUCGUGUGUUUGACCCUCAGACAGAUAAACCCAGCAAGUGGUGGGUUUGCUUUGUCAAGAAGCAGUUCAUGAACAAAAGUCUGUCAGCUCCUGGACAGUGAACGACGGGGGGGGGGGGGGGGGGGGGCAGUUUCUAUCCUACUCAUGUGCAAGAUGGGUUGACUUUUCUCUUUUUUUUUGGGUUAUGUUGUUCGGCCAAGAUUACUUUAUACUGAAUGAAAGUUGGGUGUUAACAUUAAGCUGGUGCUUAAUUCAAUAAAGCAAUUUUGGAGGAAGUGUGACAGUGUCAGUAAAUAUAAAUCAUUUCUCAAGUAAAACGAGUUGGCAUUGUGCUUAACUUUUUAUAGACUUUGGAACAACGGGUGUAAAAUUUGUCAGGAUGGGUAGAAAAAUUGCACUUUCAGUCAAUAAUAUGCACAUGAAACUUUAUUGCUUGUUUUCACAUUGCUUGAUUUAACAAUAUACAAUCAAACUACCCCAAUGGGCAACAUUGCACAAUUGCCACCAAGUUCCAUUUCAGAUAUUUAAAUACUCUGAAUAGAACACAUAUUGCGGUUGGACACUGGACAGGUACUUCAUUAUGGCAACAAGCACUACAUCUCACACAAGGAACUGAAAUCUUUGUAAAUGCGCAGUGCCGGACAAUUCAAAACAGGAAAACGUAUAAAGACAAAACUUGCUUUCUAAGAAAGUUUACAACAUCUACAUAGACAAAAAUACUGUUGUAGAGCUGAGAUCUUUAUUACAAAAAAUAUUAGUGUCUCAUGCUUUAUAGCUUUUUGGUUUGAUCAAAGUCAUUUUGUCUGAACCCAGAACAGAAGAGAGCACUUCUGAUGCAGACAUCACUGAAGACGAGUUUCCUUCACUUGCAGGGAAACGUUUAAGGCAGCACUGUGUGACGUUUUCCCCAAUGAAAAGGAAUUUCUCUGCAUAACGCUUUGGAAAAGCAGAAAACAAACAAAUGUAUUUUUGAUCUCUCCAACUUUAAUGACCCACAAAUACUCCAGAACUCGGAAGUUGCAUAAGUGAUGACUAAGUCUAAAGUGAAUGGCUCAGUGUGGCAGGCUGAAAAUAAAAAGAAAGCCCUUAAAGACAAGAGACACACAUCUUGGAAAAAAAAUACAAUCUAAAAUAAAUAAGUUCAGAGGUAAGACAACGGUUCAAUAUUGGGGAAAAAAUUUUUUCCUCCAAAUGUUCACCUGGCAAAAACUAUUUACAUAUUGGCUUUCUCUUGACAUCCUCCAGUAAAAAUGACACUUCUUUGUCGACGCCUGUUCAACCUAGUGGUUCACACUUGAGAUUUUUUAAAGAAUGCUGUAAACUGUUGUAAAGUUGACUGACAGGCUGACAAGUCUCAAUGACAAUACUGAAUUUAUAUUACAUUUCUUGGCCACACAGGCUUUGUAAUUAGCAGAUGUAACAUGUGCACCAUAUCCAAAUACAUCUUUCAGAGAAACCACGUCGAGCCUUUUCUAGAAAAUCACUGACAUAUGUCGACCGAUAGUGAAAGUAAGCAACGUUUUAUGCAUAGCUGUAAAUCCUCUUGAUAUGUGAAAAACAAAUGAAAAUGCAAAUCUCAAUUUCAUUUUGGGAUUACAGAAAUGCAACAAUCAUCAACAUAAAUUGCAUAUGAUGGGAUGAGGGAGCACAGAGUAACGCCAGUGAAAAUGCAGAACAGGUCUGAACUGCUGUCAACUGCCUUAUUUUAAGAUAUGCUGUUGGCCCUCAAUCUGGUACGACAUUGAGAGAGAAAUGCGUAAACUUUAUCUUGACAUUGAUUUGCAUUUAUUGACCACAGGCAAGACAUUAUUUUUUUUUGGGGGGGGGGGGGGGGCUUUUAAAAGUGAAGCAACUAGCGAACGAUACAAAAGUGAUGUCAAGUGGUCCUACUAG